Helianthus annuus (common sunflower) is the source of this 1222-nucleotide messenger RNA. RefSeq names its product plasmodesmata-located protein 6. Bases 99 to 944 code for a protein of 281 amino acids. The transcript is spliced from 3 exons. The record is from RefSeq and is a predicted model, not a curated record. NCBI's taxonomy places the organism in Eukaryota, Viridiplantae, Streptophyta, Magnoliopsida, Asterales, Asteraceae. Gene Ontology annotation, cellular component: plasmodesma.
GCAAUUGUAAACUUGUAGUUCCAGCAUCAACAUAUAUAUCUUGCAAUUGUCAUAACUCACCCUCUCACUAAGAAGCUUAGAAAUUAGAUUCUCUAAAAAUGUCCCAACUUUCUCUCUUUCUUUCAUUCUCUUUAUGUUCUUUCAUCUUCUUCAUCCAAUCUAUAUCAGCCACUACUCCCCUCAUCUAUGGCGGAUGCUCGCAAACUCGCUACACACCGGGUACACCCUACGAGUUGAAUGUCAACUCACUAUUCACUUCUAUAGUCAACUCAGCAUCUGCCUCCAACUUCAACAACUUCAGUAUCUCCCCUUCGGGAUAUGCACAAAGCAACAACGUUGUUUACGGUCUUUUCCAAUGCGAAGGCGACCUUAGCAACUCCGAUUGUAAAGCUUGUGUGGCUAGCUCAGUGAGUCAACUCAGGGCAAUAUGUCCUCAAGCAAUUGGUGGGAUCAUACAAUUAGAAGGAUGUUUUGUGAAGUAUGAUAAUACAUCAUUUUUUGGUGUUGAGGAUGUUACCGUGGUGUCAAAGAGGUGUGGCCCUUCGAUUGGGUAUAAUUCGGAUUCUUUGAACCGUCGAGAUGCUGCAUUGGCAUAUCUAACGGCUUCAAAUGGACAAUAUUUUCGCGGUGGGGGGUCCGGGAGUGUGCAAGGUGUGGCACAAUGCGUACAAGAUCUAAGCGUCAGCGAGUGUCAAGAUUGUCUUACCGAGGCGAGUGGAAGGUUGAGAUCAGAGUGUGAGACAUCAAGUUGGGGCGAUAUGUUUCUAGGAAAAUGUUACAUCAGAUAUGUUGAUCGUGAUCACCACUCUAGAACUAAUGCAGCUGGUGAUGAGGAUGUGGAUAAAACAUUGGCACUCACCAUUGGAGUCAUAACAGGAGUUAUUCUGCUAAUUGUUUUCCUAUCUUCCUUAGGCAAGAUGUGUGACAAAAAAGGUGGUAAAUAAUCAGGAGGCUGCAUAUGUAAACAUCUACAAUCAAGAUUGCAAUCUCUGAGCAUAUAUCCACCAUCCUUUUUUGUGAAAGAUUCUUUAAGUUCAUAAAUGAAGCAAGUGGAAGCUCCUAGCUAAGGGUAGAGGGAUUCCCCCAAAACUCCAACUUUUGUACUUUAAUUUAUCACAUCACUUUCUAACUAUUUUGUGUGGAUCAGAAUGUAAUUUCACCUUUUAUGUGAAUAUUAAUUGCAUGUGGAAUAGUUGCUACAUGUGUGUUGUUGCAUUCUCAA